This is a messenger RNA of Ixodes scapularis (black-legged tick), 879 nucleotides long. RefSeq lists its product as uncharacterized. The coding region runs from base 145 to 879 and encodes 244 amino acids. Lineage: Eukaryota; Metazoa; Arthropoda; Arachnida; Ixodida; Ixodidae. Gene Ontology annotation, molecular function: protein binding. The transcript is spliced from 4 exons. The record is from RefSeq and is a predicted model, not a curated record.
CGGUGGUCAAUUAAAGUCUCGCCAACACCUCGAGAACAAUUUCAAUAUGACGAAAAUAUCUACCAUUGUCCACAUGAUGACAACCUAUUCUGGCCAAGUAACGUCGUCUGCGAUGGAUAUCCUGACUGUGAUGCAAGUGACGAGAUGGAUGAAGAUAUUGAACUAUGUGCACCGAGAGAAUACCUGCAACAGGACCUGCUGCUAACUGCAAACCACAUCACGAACAACUCUGCCUUUCUCACGUGGUCAACGGGUGUCGAGCUGUUUGGAAACAGCAGAUUUCCACUGGAACUCAGCGGCUACUUUCUGACCGGAAGAUCGCUGGGCCACACCUUCCAGAAGACCUUGGAGCCCACUCUCACGGAAUACAAUGUAUCCUGUCUGAAACCGUGGACCGAAUACAACAUUACACUGAGGAGGUUUUACACGUUGAAAAAGAGCGCGACUGAGACGAGGUUUUACACUAAUAGCGAGGAGGUCGUUCAUCGUCCAAUGAGAUUAGGACGAGCAGUGGUUUUGGAACUUCAAACGCAUGCGUACAAUCCUUCCGCACCAAGGGAGCUCAAGAUUAUCUCAACUGGGCAAAAAAAUGUGAAACUACGCAUCGUGGAUCCUGUUAAUUGGAAUGGAUUGCCAUUCAAAUAUCACGUUCGAUGGGAACCACGAAGUCCGAUUAGAGGACGUCCCGGAAAUAUGGAACUCGAUAUUUCUUCAACGCGACCCGAUGAUCAAAAUUGGAUGAACUGCAGGUUGUGGCUUGAACCAGGAGAAAAGUACAGGGUGUUUGUCUCGGCAGAAAAUGCCGCGGAAAACCGUAACAUCACCUUUCGAAGUCCGGAGAUUUCGCAGGAUAUAGCUACUAUUCCUAGUGGCAAGUAG